AACCACUACAAAAAGCAACGGGCAUCAAGUUUUCAGAGGUGCUGCGAUAUUACUUAGUUAACCGAGAAACCCUGCCUUUUGUGUAGAAGACUGACAUGUUUAUUUAGAAGACAACACCUGAGGAAAUGUCCAAGAGUAAAACGGAGCUAAAAGCAGAAGGCUUCACUAUGAGGGCCGCUAUGAAGAACACCGUGGUGGUGGGUCCGCCGGCAGCGGGGGCUUUUCGGGAGCGCCCUUCCAAACCAACCACCUUUCGCAAGUACUACGAGCGUGGAGAAUUUCCAAUUGCGCUGGAACACGACAACAAAGGCAACAGCAUUGCGUGGAAGGUGGAUGUCGAGACGUUAGACUACCACCACUACCUGCCACUGUUCUUUGAUGGUUUGUGUGAAACCGCUCAUCCGUACGAGUUCUUCGCCCGCCAGGGAGUCCAUGACAUGCUGGACCGGGGAGGCCCCAAGAUCCUGCCUGUCAUUCCCCAGCUCAUCAUCCCCAUCAAGAAUGCCCUGAACACGAGGAACCACCAGGUGAUGUGCACCACCCUGAAAGUCCUGCAGCAUCUGGUGAUGUCUGGAGACAAGGUGGGGGAGGCUCUGGUGCCUUACUUCAGACAGAUCCUCCCCAUGUUUAACCUCUUCAAGAACAAGAACAGAAAUCUCGGAGACGGCAUCGACUACAGCCAGCGGAAGAGGGAGAACAUCGGCGAGCUGAUCCAGGAGACUCUGCAGAUGUUCGAGCGCUACGGAGGAGAGGAUGCUUUUAUAAACAUCAAAUACAUGGUACCUACCUAUGAGUCCUGCAUGAAGAACUAAGUGGGGAUGUCAGCACGACGUUGCACAGACUCUUGACCGCACCUCUGUAUCAGUCCGUCUUUAUCUGCACGCCCGCCCUCUAAAUCUGAACUUUAUCUAAUCUAUGUCGUUAAAAAUAGCCUCAUGAAAACUGUUAUUUUUUUAAAUUCCCUUCGUGGAUGUUUAGACGGGCCCUCGGUGCAUACUGAUCUUUGUAUGUUUCAAAAUGUGUGAAAACAUUAAACAUUCAUUUGGAUUUAAGUGGAA
Molecule: messenger RNA, 1058 nt
Organism: Mugil cephalus (flathead mullet)
Lineage: Eukaryota; Metazoa; Chordata; Actinopteri; Mugiliformes; Mugilidae
Gene: pacrg
Product: PARK2 co-regulated
Exons: 5
Coding region: 126-812 (228 amino acids)
Cellular component (GO): cytosol; neuron projection; vesicle
Molecular function (GO): Hsp70 protein binding; Hsp90 protein binding
Source: RefSeq, a predicted model, not a curated record